AGAAGAUAGAGAAAGAGAAAGAGAGAGAGAUAUCAAAACAACAACAAUGGAAGAUUCAAGCAGAAAAAGCCAAAAGAAGAAGAAGAAGAACAAAAGCAAGAACAACAUCCCUACUGUUUGGUUCUCACUCAAGAAGUCUCUCCACUGCAAAUCCGAACCAUCCGAGGUCCACGACCCUAAAUCCAAAUCAUCCACCACUACGACCAAACAACACCUCUCUGCAAUCUCAACCAAAAGAAACUCUAGCAUCAGCUCAUCCGGCGGCGCCGCCGUAUGCGGUGGUGGGUUAUCAGGGUGUUCAAGAUCGAUAGCGAAUCUCAAAGACGUAAUCCACGGAAGCAAAAGACAUUUCGAGAAACCACCGAUAAGUAGUCCUCGUUCUAUUGGAAGCAAUGAGUUUCUCAAUCCCAUUACUCAUGAAGUUAUCCUUAGUAACUCAACUUGCGAGCUUAAGAUCACUGGUGUUGGAGACAUGGCUUCACCUGUCGGAGCAGCAGAUUCCGGUGGAGGUGGUGGUGGCGGCGGCGGAGGAGGGAAUGGUCGGUCAACGACUUAUGUUGGUAUGCUGAGACCAGGAACACCGAUGCAUUAUCUUAACCAUUCAGCUUCUUACCGGAGCCAAACGAGAAAAGGGUCGUCUGCUUUGUUGGAGAGAGAUAGAGGAGGAGGAGGAGGAGGAGGAGGAGGAGGAGGAGGAGGAGGAGGAGAAGGGUUUCAUACAAACAGGAGAGUUUCAUUGGAGAUGAACAGAGAGUCUCCCAUUAAUGGAGGCAGUAACUCCUCUGUUUCUUGUCAUAAAUGUGGUGAACAGUUCAAUAAACUUGAAGCUGCUGAAGCUCAUCAUCUCUCUAAACACGCCGUAACAGAGCUAGUAGAAGGUGACUCAUCAAGAAAAAUAGUGGAGAUAAUAUGCAGAACGAGCUGGUUGAAAUCAGAGAACCAAUGUGGAAGAAUCGAUAGAGUUUUAAAAGUACACAACAUGCAAAAAACAUUAGCUAGAUUCGAAGAAUACAGAGAGACAGUUAAAAUCAGAGCGAGCAAACUCCAGAAGAAGCAUCCGAGAUGUCUAGCCGACGGGAACGAGCUGCUUAGGUUCCACGGAACAACAGUGGCUUGUGGUUUAGGUAUAAACGGGUCAACGAGUCUCUGCACGGCGGAGAAAUGUUGUGUUUGCCGGAUUAUAAGAAACGGGUUCUCGUCGAAACGGGAGAAGAACAGUGGGAUUGGUGUCUUCACGGCGUCGACUAGUGGGAGAGCGUUUGAGUCGAUUUUGGGAGAUGGGAGUGGAGAUGGUGAUCGGACGGUGAGGAAAGUGUUGAUUGUGUGUAGGGUUAUAGCCGGGAGAGUUCAUCGGCCGGUGGAGAAUGUGGAGGAGAUGAAUGGGUUGAUGAUGAGUGGGUUUGAUUCAUUGGCUGGCAAAGUUGGUUUGUAUACAAAUGUGGAGGAGCUUUUUUUGCUUAAUCCUAAAGCUUUGCUUCCUUGCUUUGUCGUCAUUUGCAAAUCCUAAGAAUUAUUAGGAAAGAGUUUGAUUUUUGUCAUGAGUGAAUUGUUAUUUUUGUUGAUAAAAAUUUGUUUUAUCGUUAUGAUGAGAAUUGAAAUCAAUAGAAUUCGGAAUCUA
This is a messenger RNA of Capsella rubella, 1618 nucleotides long. RefSeq lists its product as uncharacterized. NCBI's taxonomy places the organism in Eukaryota, Viridiplantae, Streptophyta, Magnoliopsida, Brassicales, Brassicaceae. The transcript is spliced from 2 exons. The record is from RefSeq and is a predicted model, not a curated record. Bases 47 to 1507 code for a protein of 486 amino acids.